Tricharina praecox is the source of this 780-nucleotide messenger RNA. RefSeq lists its product as uncharacterized. The transcript has a single exon. NCBI's taxonomy places the organism in Eukaryota, Fungi, Ascomycota, Pezizomycetes, Pezizales, Pyronemataceae. The record is from RefSeq and is a predicted model, not a curated record. Bases 153 to 671 code for a protein of 172 amino acids.
UAUGUACGACUAAUGUAAGGACGAAGCAUUGCAGGUGCUGCCUAGAGGAAUUUCGAGGCCGAGACGGAGGUUUGAAGUCUUUGUCGAGCGGGGUAAGAAUUCCCAUGUACAUACUUGCAACCCGCGGAUCGGGACACAAUCUCUUCGAGUGAAUGUUCGGAUUUGGAGAGCCGGUUCGGCGUUUUCCUUCCGGUCCGUACAGCCGAGCCUUCAUACGGUGCAGGCGUGGUGCUUUCUUUUUUGCCAUUGAUAGCGGUUUGCACAGCGGGGCAAGUAUAGGUACCCCUCUUCAACAACGAAGACAGACUCACGACCUCAGCUGCCUGCGCGGGAGGGGGGGAUAUCGAAAGCACCCACGCAUCUGUAUGCGCGUGGUUGCGCGAAGAAAAAAAAACACCUUUGCCCUUACCUCUUGGUUGCGCCACUACCAUUCAGCAAGUCGACAGGCAAUAUUAGCCGUGCUAAUGAUGAUGGUGGUGGUGGUGGUGGUGUUGGUGUUGGUGUUGGUGUUGAACACGGACUUCUGCACUAUACCCAGUGCCAUCCCGAAUAGGUCAUCGCAGGCGCCAGAGCAGUUCACGACAACAGCAUGUGCUGAAGAGUUGUCCAAGCGUCAGCAGCUCUUCAUCAGAACAUGUUGCGGUGGGCAGAAGAUCAUUCCACAAAUCUGAGAAUCGAAUGGAUGAGGAGAGGCGAGAACAUCAAGUCCGUGCGCGGUGACCCAGACCCCAGUAUGGACUUAUCUGGUAUGCUAAGAAGGAAGGGUUGCUGUGCUGCGGU